Daphnia pulex (common water flea) is the source of this 5030-nucleotide messenger RNA. Its product is annotated as PH-interacting protein-like. The record is from RefSeq and is a predicted model, not a curated record. Gene Ontology annotation, cellular component: nucleus. The transcript is spliced from 10 exons. Gene Ontology annotation, biological process: regulation of transcription by RNA polymerase II; cytoskeleton organization; regulation of cell shape. The coding region runs from base 339 to 4082 and encodes 1247 amino acids. Lineage: Eukaryota; Metazoa; Arthropoda; Branchiopoda; Diplostraca; Daphniidae. Gene Ontology annotation, molecular function: protein binding.
GGCCCAGAACGUUCUAGUCGAGGAUCAUGUUUCCUCAAAACUGGCAUCUUUAUUUUACUUUCCCGCCCACAGCCGUAAUGUUGUUGUUGUAGCAGUCGAAAACUUGGUAAUUUAAGAAACAGGCAAACAGCAUUUGAACUCAAUCUCGUGGGAAACAGAGCGUAUUCACGGCGCGACAAAGAACAAACGUUUGGGUGCAGCUGCAGUGAAGAGUAAAAGAGUGAAAACUCGCCUUAAUUUCCUCACACCUCUUUGGUUCGUUCAACCUUAUAAGUGGAAUCCCUUCAACAUGUUCUCUUUGAAAGUGCCAGAAAUUGAUUAUCAAAUAAGCUUACAUCAUGUCUGGUGCUGAACAUCUAGAACUGUCAAAUAAUAAGGAAACAACUAAAGAAAAAACUAAUCGGAAUUUGUUGGCAGCGAGGCGACGCCAGCAAAGAAUGAGGAAUUUGAAUAUGACCUACACGAAAACUCGUAAAAGAAGGAAGCUAUCUAUGAACCCUGGGAGUAAUAAUGCAGUGGCCAACGCAUUACCGAAAGCGGAAUCAUCAUCUCUGUCAGUAGAAUCGGUGAUGGUCUAUCGAUGUCCAUAUUGUACCUUCUGGCAUCGAACACUGGAUGGGUUUCACGCUCACAUAUCGAAGAAACACGCAAAUAACACUCGAUUGUAUCAGUGUACGUACUGUCACUUAACAUCGGAUUCUCGCGACGAAAUUUUUGGUCACAUCAACCAACUCGAGGAGGCAGACAGUGUGCACAAAAGAGCCACUUGUCUCAUCCUUUCAAAAAAUCUUAUCGAACGAUACGCUGCUUAUCUCAAAACAACAGAGGUGCCCUCAUCUGCUAAUUAUGGGAAACUUCCCAAAAAUUCUGAUGAAGCCAACCAAACGGAUAAAAACAAGAAUGUUGUUACACAGCCGAACAUUACGAAACUCUCUCAAGAAGAAACCAAUUCUUCAUCCAUCCAAGACGAAGAUGAUAUUUUAUUUUUUCCGGAUAGUCCUAUCUCGGCCUUUCCCGAUACCUUGAUUUCAACCCCCUUCUCUGACGGUAGCGUAAUGAAUUCGUCUAAAGCUCAAUCUUUUAUUAUUCGUUUGGAGAAAGAAGACCCUCUGGAAUCGAAUUCAAAGAAAAAACAGAAAUAUGAACACAUGAACAAUAAUGUAUUAAUCUCGAGCAAACAAAGAGAAACGGAGAAUAAUUUGAGUACCCUUUUUGGGAUUCAACCUAUGGAAAUCGAAUCUAAAGUAAAUCUACUUCGACCUAUGAGUAGAAAUAAAAGAAAACUAUCAGAUCAACACCCGCAAAGCGGAAAUAGCUCAUCGGCGAACUUUUACAUGGGCGACAGUGGAACUGAUGAUUCAGAUGCAUGCAUACCAACUUCGUCCUCUGAAUAUUCUGACUGGUUAACCGACCGAGGAACUGCUUUGGAGCCUCCCAAAAAUAUAAAAAGAAAGGUGUCAAAGCCUAGAUCAGGUGGUUGGAUGGGGGCAACCCAGAAGAUAUUUCGUCCUGCGCCGUGUUCAGUUGUUCCACGCCGACUGCCUUUCUAUCCCCAGAUGGGUGACGAAGUUGUUUACUUCAGACAAGGCCACGAGCUUUACUUGGAUGCUGUCAAACAAAAGAAACUCUACAAAAUAAAUCAAAGUUCGCUUCCUUGGCACAACAAACUCAUUCGUGAACAAGAAUUGGUUAAAAUCAUUUCUAUAAAUUAUGAAAUUAAAACUCCAAUAAGGCUUUAUUGCUUGAAGCUCGGACUGAUGGAUCCGACCACCAAAUUGCUAACUGGUGAAACGUUCAGCCUGAAAUAUCAUGAUGUUGAAGGAGUGUUGGAUUUCCUUGUACUUCAGCAGGAUUUCGAUUUGGCUAUUCUACGCACCUGGCAGCCAGGUGACUGCUUCCGAAGUCUCAUAAAUGACGGUUAUGGAGAGCAAAUGUGGUGGGAAGGUCACAUAGAGGCAUGUGAACCAUUCAGCGAUCAGUACCCAAAUUCUCAAUUUCUCUGUUAUCGAGUCAGAUGGAGCAAUAAUGAAGUUGAUCGUGCUAGUCCAUGGGAUUUGGAAAGAGUUGAUUUAGAAAGAAGGCCUUCUAGGCCUUGGGCAAAGGUUCCUGCGCUUCCGACUGAGAUUGCGAGCUUAUUGUACAAACCGCAUGCCGAAGAUUGGCCUCCAGUGGGUGAUCGGGACUCGGAAUGUGACCGAAUUUCUUCUGGUUUCAGCAAAGUCAUGGAUAUGUACGUUGCAAAACAUUUUGCGACCCCCGUUAACCUUGACCUGUACCCGACUUACGCUUCCAUGGUGAAAUAUCCGAUGGAUCUCUCGACUAUUAAAGCAAGAUUGGAAAACCGCUUCUACCGACGUGUGACAUCCGUCCAGUACGAUGUGCGUCGCAUCCACAUUAACGCAUACAAAUUCAAUCUCCCCACAUCAGAUAUAGUUCGAAACGCUUCCAUCAUUUCGGACUUGUGCUUAGAGAUUAUUGGCAAUCGUGAUUCUGAUGACGUCAAAGCAAUGUGCCGUGAAAUUAAAGAAAAGUACAGAAUUCUGGAUGAAGAGGAGGAAAAGGCUGCGGAACGCAGCAAGAAAGCAGAACCAAGUAAAUCGUUAGAUAACAUCAAUAAGAAUCGGAUUGCUACUCCAGCCUUAACUUUCGCUACAAAUUGGAGGCAGAAAUGUGAUGAUUUAAUUAAAAUGUUGAAUCGGUUAGAAGGUGCUGCAUGGUGCCGAGCGCUUCUCAGCAUUCCGGAAGUACCAACUAGUUCCCAAGUCGUCGAUCUUCAAAUGGAUUUUCAAACAGUGCGCGAAAAGCUUCGGCUGAACAACUAUUUGACACCGAUGGGUUUCGCGAAAGACGUCCGUUUUAUCUUGGACAAUUCCAGGGAUUCCUACAGCGAUAAGGAAUCACCCAAUUUGGCUAAGAUUGUGCGAUUGUCAGAUGUAUUUGAAGAACACUAUAGCAAGAUUCUUUCUUCUUUGAAACCAUCGAAAAACACAGCUAGGAAAUCCAUGAAUUCCAGUUCCAAAGACGAUAUGUCGAGGAAGGGAAAAUCUCUAGCUCCGACUAGCUCAGCAAAUGAAUUUUCUAAAGGUCUCGAAAAUUCCAAAGUAAUUCCAAGCAAGAGGGAAGACCAGAUUGCUAGUAAGCCAAGCUCCUCAUUUGUACCUGGACAUGAACAACUUUGUGUCCAUAUUCCCGCCCUGGAUAAUAUCGUCAAUCUCAAUGUGGAAAUUCCCGACACUAUUCCUACCGACUCGUUUGCCAUAAGUAUUCUACACGAUAAAGGAUUCCUACAGAAUACGACACCGUUACUGAAUGAAAAGGAGCAAUUGAAUGUCGACAUUGAAAAUGGAUUCCGUAACUUGAAGUUGAUUGAUGCUGAACUGAAGAAAGACAUGCAGUUAUUGUCGGAACAGCAGCACAAAAUCGACGCACAAUAUGGCAAAUUAUUUCAACGCCGUGAAGCAACAGACAACCCUGACGGCGAAUCAUCCUCCCCAAUACUUCAAUUGACGUCCUUAACAGAUCUUGGAGAAAAGAUUCGUGGUCAGCUGUUGGUUUGUAAAAAAGAAAGAUUAACUCAAGAGCUGAGAUGGAGAGAACAGCAAGCAACUUUAUUGAAACUGGAACUCCAACUGAAUUCUCUUGACCCCAAUGAAAACGCGCUAGAAUUCAAAACUGUGGGGAAAGUCCUAGUCGAGACAAGAAAUCAAGAAAAGCAAUCGGAAAACAGAUUGAAUUCGAUUAAAGCUGAAAUCGAAUCGUUAGAACGGGAGCAACAAAAUUUGGGUUGCCAAAUCUCUGAUGUGAAUGCCAUGCAUGACAAAUUGGCUGGAAUGAAAGCUAUCAAGGCAUCAAUGGAAACUCAGAUAUUAAUGAAGAAAUCAAAGAAAAAUGAUAUUAUUAGCGAUCUUAACAAAUGGAUAAGCGCAUGGAAGGAGAUGGAGAUGAAAAUAAUCGAUGUCCUUUAUCAAGAAGCUGUUGGAGACAUAGAAAAGAUGGCGAAUGAAAGAUUCAGUAAAUUAGAGCAGGUUGUCAAGUGUGCGCUGAAACCAAACGGCGCAACAUCGACGCAGCUGCCAAGUUAACUCGAUGAAACAUUUUAUACUAUUCAAAGCACCAUACAAUUGUGAUCCUACAUCGAGAUUAAUAUUCCUUUCAAAUUGACUGAAUGAAUCUGCUUGCCUUUAUACUGAAAUAUUCUUGUCACUCAACAGUAUUUUAUUUAGAUUCUUUUUGACGCUUAGCUUUCAUUUUCUAAUGUCUAAAAAUGAUAUGAAUUGUUUUUUGGUUAACAAAGUCUUUCUUUGGAAAACAUGAUCCCAUGUAUUGAUACAUUAAGAUACACAGCUAAUACAUUUAAGUUUAAAAAAAGUAGUAGAAAUUUUGCACUAACAGAUACUAGGUUAUAACAAAAAAGUAGAAAAAAAGACGUGCUAUAAACUACUUAUUGUAAAUGUAACCCUUCCCUGCAGAAGAAAAAUCAAAGUGAUUUUUCUUUUUCUUAGAGAUCAAGGUCGAAAAUUAAAUCAUUAGUAGAAGAUUCACUAUUGGCGCGGCGACGAUUCGUUUUGGCCCGAUUCUUCUUCUUGUUCUUUUUUGUAGCAAAGUUUGGACCAUGCUGUUGGACCAUGCCUGGAUCCGAAUCUUCAACAUCGAUACCACUGUCGCAUAAAGUGGCGGAUUCCAUCGCAUCUGAUAGCUCGACAUCACAUGGAAUUGCGUGGUCGGAUUCAGCGCUUGAGCUCAUUGGCGGGUUCUCAACAUUACUGCUGUGUUUCUUGGCUUUGUUGCGCGACUUGCGUUGAUUUUUCUUGCGCUGGCCAAGAAUACUCGAAUUUGAUCUAAAAAUAUGUACAAGAGGAUAGACUUCUAGCUCCCAUUUCAAAAAAUCAACUGUAAUAAUAUACCUGAAAAGUUGCUUGUGCACCACAUUGCUGAACCUAACAGUUUUCUUCACUUUCUGACUCUCACCUUCUCCAUCAUCAUCCACCUCCUCCUCUUCACACCAAUCAUCAAGGGCUGAAUUUGAUUCA